Molecule: messenger RNA, 2056 nt
Organism: Candoia aspera
Lineage: Eukaryota; Metazoa; Chordata; Lepidosauria; Squamata; Candoiidae
Gene: KCTD12
Product: potassium channel tetramerization domain containing 12
Exons: 1
Coding region: 1-1020 (339 amino acids)
Biological process (GO): protein homooligomerization; regulation of G protein-coupled receptor signaling pathway
Cellular component (GO): postsynaptic membrane; signaling receptor complex; presynaptic membrane
Molecular function (GO): protein binding
Source: RefSeq, a predicted model, not a curated record
AUGGCCUUAGCCGACAGCGCCCGCGGGCUACCCAACGGCGGGGGAGGCGGCGGCGCGCGGAGCGGCGCGCGGGCCGAGCCGGCGUCGGAGCUGGCGUCGCCGUCGCCGGGGAGCUUCCCAGAGAUCGUGGAGUUGAACGUGGGCGGGCAGGUGUACGUGACGCGGCGGGGCACGGUGCUCUCGGUGCGCGGCUCGCUGCUGUGGCGGCUUUUCUCGCAGCAGGAGGCGGCCGAGCUGCCCCGCGACGCCAAGGGCCGCUUCUUCCUGGACCGCGACGGCUUUCUCUUCCGCUACAUCCUGGACUACCUGCGAGACCAGGAGCUGGUGCUGCCCGAGGGCUUCCCGGAGCGCAACCGCCUGCGCCGAGAGGCCGAGUACUUCCAGCUGCCCGAGCUGGUGCGCCGCCUGGCGGCCGCGGGCGCCUCCCCGGCCCCGCCGUGUUUCGCGGGACUGCUGCGCGAAGCCUCGGUGUGCGCUGAGGACCCCCCGGCGGGGCUGGGCUACCUGGAGGCGGACUUCGCCGAGGUCCCGGGCCCGGGCGCCUCGCCCACCGCCAGCCGCAGCCCGUCGGGGGCGCCGCCGACGCUGGCAGCCUCUCUCUCGCUGGACGCCGGUGGGGGCGGCGGCGGGGGCGGCGGGGCCGGGGCCGGCCGACGCUCAGGCUACAUCACCAUCGGCUACCGCGGCUCCUACACCAUCGGGCGGGACGCGCAGGCCGACGCCAAGUUCCGCCGCGUGGCGCGCAUCACGGUGUGCGGCAAGACGGCGCUGGCCAAGGAGGUCUUCGGCGAGACGCUGAACGAGAGCCGCGACCCGGACCGGCCGCCCGAGCGCUACACCGCCCGCUACUACCUCAAGUUCAACUUCCUGGAGCAGGCCUUCGACCGGCUCAGCGAGGCCGGCUUCCGCAUGGCCGCCUGCUCCUCCACCGGGACCUGCGCCUUCGCCCCCGAGCAGGGUGGCCCCGCCGACGACAAGAUCUGGACCAGCUACACCGAGUACGUCUUCUGCCGGGAUUGAGCUCCCCCCGCACGUCCCGGGAAAGGAGGCGGCGGCGGCGGCCCGUUCCCCGUCGGAGAGCUGGCGACGCCCCUCGGCAGUCCCGCUCCUGCCUUGGCGAAGCCUCCCCGGCGGCCACGUUUCCCCCGAGCGUCUGCGCUGCCCUCCCCUCCCGUCCCCGUCCAGCCCGGGAGCUCUUUCGGAUAGGGCAGCGGGCCUCCCUCAGCCCAGCCGCUCGUGGGGCACCGAGGCUCUACUGGUAUCCCCUUCCCUUCCCCAGGGUGAAGCACCCCCAGCCGCCUCCACUGGCGAGCGGGCCACCCUCCCCGAAGGCUCCCUGUUCCCCGAUAGGGCCCGCUGCUGCCGAGCGACUGAGAGGCUGGCGGGCGAUGGAGGCCCUGUGCUGGCCGCCGCUCCCCACGUAGCCUGAGGCCGGCCGCUUUGCCCCUGCUGCCCGCUCCUCCUCUCGGCGCUCGGAAAAGUUGCUCGCCCGCUCGUUUGGCUCCUCCGGUUGCCUCUCGGCUUUUUCCAAAGUUGCCCGGGACAGCGAGCCGGGGAGCGAGCGAGCGGAGGGGUUGUCCCGGCGGCGGCAUCCGAGAGCCUUCGCAUCUCUCAGCGGCUCGGGGAGGUACCUCCGGCUGGACCAGCCCUGGAAAGGAGGCGGCGGCGGCCCCGCUCCCUGCUCUUUCAGUGCAAGCAGCUGGCGAGGCAGGGCGGGGCUACGUGCUGAAGCCGGCAGGCUGCCCCCAGCAUCCCCGGAUCUGGGCCCUUGCGCUGCUGCCCGACCCGCCCCGCCUUUCCGCAGCAGCGACUCCCGACUUGUAGCUGGGGAGGCGGUGGGGUGGCGCGGCUGGUCGCUGAAGGGGGCUUUCGGAGUGCGGUUGGGGCUACCUCCGCAAAGGCCCCCGGAACGCAGAACGUCGUCCCUCCUUCUCCUCCUCAGCGUAGAAAUUGGACUCUGCGUGUGCUUGAGAAGUUUGGCUGGCGUUUUCAUCUGACGGUGCUAAAUUAAUAUAAGAACCCCCGAAAAAAGUGUUUUUCGAGAUCAGGUUGCAGA